AUGCAGGGCUUCAACAUGGGACGCUACGUUCCGCCCGACCUCGAGGGCACAACCUCCGCCAACAAAGUCCACAAAAAGCACGCCCUCGGCCAGCGCGCAUCCAAACUCGCCUCACAUGGCAUCCUCACCGUCCGCUUCGAAAUGCCCUUCCCGAUAUGGUGCUCCUCCUGCCCAAAACCCACCAUCAUCGGCCAAGGAGUUCGUUUCAAUGCCGAGAAGAAGAAAGUCGGCAACUACUACACCAGCCCCAUAUGGAGCUUUCGUUUCCGGCACGCCCAGUGCGGCGGCACCAUUGAGAUGCGGACCGAUCCUAAGAAUACUGCCUAUGUGGUUGUUGAAGGAGCCAAAAAGCGGGACACGGGCGAGGAUAAAGGUCCUCGUGAGGGAGACGAAGCACUGGUUAUCAUGACGGACCAAGAGCGCGAGGCUUUACGCAAGAAUGCAUUUGCGAGUUUGGAAAAGACCAUCGAGGAUAGAGAGAGGUUGAAGGUGGCUACCGAACGGAUUGACGAUCUAAUAGACGCACAGUCUAAGACUUGGGAGGAUCCGUACACACAAAAUCAGAAGCUGAGAAAGGCGUUUCGGGUAGGGCGGAACGAGAGGGAACGGGAGGCGGAACGAGCAGAAGACUUGAAGGAGAGGAUGAGCCUGGGCAUAGACCUGGUCCCUGGGACGGAGGAUGACGCCAAGCGGGCCGCGUUGGUGGACUUUGGGCUCGGUGAGGAUGAUGAUGGUGCGGAAAGGGCGCUGGCAAAACCGUUGUUCAAGACAGUGAACAAGAAUGAGACGGUUGGGAGGAAGGACAAGAAUCCGUCCCUAAAGAAGGAUAAGGAGAUGGCGAGGCGCAAAGAUGACUUUGUGGCAUCCAUCGUGAAUAACACCCGUGUGACGAAGGACCCCUUUCUACAAAAAAAGGACGCGGCCAAAACGACGAGAAUCCUGGGUGUUAAGAGAAAGCGAACUGAUGAUACGAAAGGUGACUCGCCCGGGAAGGAAGUGAAAACUGCGACGUUGGUGGAAUAUGAUUCUGAUUAA
Pochonia chlamydosporia 170 is the source of this 1035-nucleotide messenger RNA. RefSeq lists its product as hypothetical. The record is from RefSeq and is a predicted model, not a curated record. Gene Ontology annotation, cellular component: post-mRNA release spliceosomal complex; U2-type spliceosomal complex. NCBI's taxonomy places the organism in Eukaryota, Fungi, Ascomycota, Sordariomycetes, Hypocreales, Clavicipitaceae. Gene Ontology annotation, biological process: mRNA splicing, via spliceosome. The transcript has a single exon. Bases 1 to 1035 code for a protein of 344 amino acids.